AUGGCACUCUAUAGUAGCAAUCAGCUCUCUCUACGAGACAGUUUCCAUCAGGAGCCUCCAAUCAAGAGAAUCACUACAAAGUCAGGAAAAAGGCCAGCAGACAUAACUGUUUCAAGAAGAGGAGGACUUAUUUACACUGAUUACAAAAAUAGAACUGUGAACAUCGUGAAGAAUGAAAACGUGAAGGAGCUGAUCGAACUAAAGAACUGGAGACCCCAAGGUGUGUGUAGUACUUUCUCUGGUGACCUGUUAAUCACUAUGGAAAGAGAUGACGACAAACAAUCACAAGUUUUCCGUUACUCUGGCUCCACAAUGAAACAAUCCAUUCAGUUUGAUAAUGAAGGUAAUCGUCUAUAUUCAUCUGAUGGAUCUCAUAAAUACGUAUGUGAAAACAAUAACCUCGAUAUUUGUGUAGCUGACACUGGUGGUCAAGCAGUAGUGGUGGUCAAUCACGAGGGUAUACUGAGAUUCAGGUACACAAUGUGA
Molecule: messenger RNA, 486 nt
Organism: Saccostrea cuccullata (small rock oyster)
Lineage: Eukaryota; Metazoa; Mollusca; Bivalvia; Ostreida; Ostreidae
Exons: 1
Coding region: 1-486 (161 amino acids)
Source: RefSeq, a predicted model, not a curated record